UCGACGGAGGCCGGCACAGCGGCAGCUUCAGGCUCUCGCUCUCGGACUGGAGCGCAGCAUCCUCGCUGCGGCUACCGCUGCUGCACCUGGUCAGGUGGCAUUCACCAUCAGUAUUUUCUUCUUUCAUCAUCAUCAUCAACAGCACCACGACCACCGCCAUCAACAUUUCUCUUCCUUCCAUCAGAGCUCUUCAAGUUCUGCAAAAGCAGACUCUGUUCAGGCAUGCUGGGUGGCAUCAUGUUUUUGACAUCUCAAAGCCUGGAGCCUGCCCAAGCGAAGGUCGAUAGAGAUUGAUGAGUCCUGGAUCAGUCAUACUAUGCGGCAGGCUCGUUGCUGGAGAUGACUGUCAGCUGCUUUCCCCACACUGCCACCAUCACAUGCCCCACCACCGGAGCCUCAGAAGCCUGACCACAGACCAGCAUCUCCAAGGCAUGAAUAAUUAGGUAGGCAUAAUGGAAGGCACUCACUGCUCCCUCCAAUUGCGUAAACCCAUUACCGAACUCUGCUACAUCAGCUUCUAUCUUCCAAGGGGUGAAGUCAGAGGAUUUUCGUACAAGGACACCGUAACUCUAGACAGAGCCAGUAAAGGGUUUCAUAACUGCUACCAAGUCAGGGAGGGGUCCGACAUCCACAGCCUCAGCCUGCAGCCAAGCGAACAUCCAGGCGACAUCUUUUUCAAGCCAACUCCCACGAAAGACAUUCUGACUGAGCUGUACAAACUCACCGCCGAGAGGGAGAGACUGCUGGCCGGUCUGCUGAGCUCAGACCACAUCCUGGGGAUUACGAUGGGGAACCAGGAGGGGAAGCUGCCUGAACUCUCUGUGAGCCUGGCCCCCGAGGAUGACUCUUUCCAGAGUGCUGGCGACUGGCUGGGGGAGCCCGCCGUGGGCUGUCUCAACAAGAGGAGCUCCCACGGGAUCAAAAAGGCCCGGAGGUUUGGUGGAAGGAGAGGGAGCUUUGACGGACUGUCUCAAAGCUCCCUGCAGAAGAGGGCAAGAAGAAAGGGGCAUGGGGAACAGGAAUUGGGUCCCCUGCUGGGGAAGGACCAGGUCUUUUCCAGCAGUUCCCUUCCUGUCUCUCGAACAAGGCCUCAUCUUGGGCUUCUGGAGGAGAGAGGCAACUUGCUCCUCGAUGGGACGCUUACUUCAUCCCUGCGGAGGAGAGAGAGCUGCACCCUAGAGGUCCCCAGGCCACUGGAUGCUGACUCUGGCUCGGGAAGCAUCAAGAAGCCUUCUGAAGAUGUGGGGCUGGGAAGGGGCGGGCUGCCCACUGACUGCAGCUCCACGGAGCCAGGGGAUGAUAGCGCGAGGGAGCUAAAGAGAACCCCUCGCAGGCUGUUGCAUCAGCAAACAGGCUUGACUGAAAGUCACAAGGAGCCUGAGAAAGAACCAGAGGCAGAGAGAGGCCGGAGAGCAAAGGCUGCUGAGUGGACUCACAGGAAGAAGCCUGUCUCCAGAGUGGUGGCCAGAGUCCAGGAUCUGUCCACUCAGGUACAGAGAAUAGUCAAAACGCAUCCUGCGGGUGAGGCAAAGAUUGCCCCUGGCCUAGCAGCCCCAGCUGAGUUCAUACCCAGCGCAGACUUGCUCACACUCCCGGGAGCUGAGGCUGGGGCUUGGGGAGCCAGGGGCCUGGACAAGGAACAGCGAAAGGACAGGUCAUGGCAGCCAUCAGCUGGGGAAUGCCCCCCAGCCAGCACUGAGGGGGCUGUGAACAAGGUCCUUCUGAAGGUGAUAGAGAGCGAGAAGUUAGAUGAUGCCGCUGAGGGCAAACGGCUGGGCUUUCCCUUUGGGACCAUUGGCAUCCACACCCUCCCAGAAGCCAGGAGCAGGAGGGGAGCUGGGCUUGGAAGAGGCAAAACCUUGUUUCUGGAUCUGCCCCGUGGUGGCGUGGACCCUGGAAGUGAUGAGAAGAGGCUGCCCCCACCAGCGCUGGCCACUCUUGGCUCGGUAAUUAAUAAUUCAUCCUUUCCACCCAGCACGCACAAGCGGAUGUCACCUGUUCCCUCCCCUCUCUCUCCAAGGCUCCCCAGCCCUCAGCAUCAUCACAGGAUCCUCCGGCUCUCCUCACCGCCUGGAGAGAGGGGAGCCGCUCUUGAUGACUCUCUUUCCCGAAGGAGCCGUGCUUUCUCUGGGUCCCUCUCUGCUGACACCUUGGAGCCACCAUCCUCUGCCAAGGUCACGGAGACCAAAGGGGCCAGCCCCACCUCCCUCAGAGUGGGCCAACCUCGGUUGGUGCCCAGGGAACCUCUGGAAAAGACCUUGGGGCCGGGGAGGACCACAGCUCAGCCCCAGCACCAGUCACCUCCAGGCAUCUCCUCUGAGGGCAUUGCCCGGGACGGCUUCAGUGAGCAGACAGCCGCCAAAGACCUUCCCAGCAAAGAUGGAGGUGCAUGGGUCCUGGCUUACAGAGCAGGGCCAGCCUGUCCAUUUCUGCUCCAUGAGGAAAGAGAGAAACCCAACAGAAAUGAAUUGCACUUGGAUCUCCAUCCUGACCACAGUCCCACUGAGCAGGAUGAUAGGAUUCCUGGCAGACUCCAGGCUGUCUGGCCACCACCGAAGACAAAGGACACCGAAGAAAAAGUGGGAUUGAAGUACACUGAAGCAGAAUACCAAGCUGCUAUUUUACACUUGAAGAGGGAGCAUAAAGAAGAAAUUGAAAACCUACAGGCUCAGUUUGAACUUCAAACCUUUCACAUCCGGGGCGAGCAUGCAGUGAUAACAGCAAGACUAGAGGAAACCAUUGAGAAUCUCAAACAUGAGAUAGAACACCGACGGCAAGGAGGAUGCGAAGAGAUGAGAGAUGUGUGUGUCUCCACGGAUGAUGACUGCCCUCCAAAGACUUUCAGAAAUGUGUACAUCCAGACAGACAGAGAGACUUUCCUCAAACCCUGCGAAGGUGAAAGCAAGACAACCAGAAGUAACCAAAUAAUACCUAAAAAGCUGAACAUCUCCUCUCUAAGCCAGCUCUCUCCCCCAAAUGACAACAAAGACACCUGUGUACCACCUGUGGAAGGCAGCUCAUUGAAUCAGCAGAAAGCAACUCCUCCCCCUCCCCCCCCUCCUCCUGCCCCACCGCUGCCAGCAGGCAUCCCUCCCCCGCCUACCCUCCAGCCUGGACUUGGACCUUUGCCACCAGCACCUCCGCCGCCACCUGUGAACACUGGACCGCCCCCGCCUCCACCACCUCCUCUGCCUCCAAGUGCCGGACCUCCCCCACCUCCGCCGCCCCCGCCUCUCCCUCCUCCUGUCCCUCUGCCCAGUAGCGGGGGUCCUCCUCCUGCUCCAGCACCCCCGGGACUUGCACCCCCGCCUCCUCCUGGACUCUUCUUCGGAGUUGGCCCUUCUUCUAGCCAGUGUCCUCGGAAGCCAGCCAUUGAACCCAGUUGUCCAAUGAAGCCUCUGUACUGGACUAGGAUACAAAUAAGUGAUAAGAGCCAAAAUUCUACACCAACUUUAUGGGAUUCCUUAGAAGAACCUGAUAUUCGGGAUACUAGCGAAUUUGAGUAUUUAUUCUCCAAAGACACACCUCAGCAGAAGAAAAAACCUCUCUCAGAGACCUAUGAGAAAAAAAACAAGGUCAAAAAGAUCAUCAAAUUAUUGGAUGGAAAACGAUCUCAAACUGUGGGAAUCUUGAUCUCUAGUUUGCAUUUAGAAAUGAAGGAUAUCCAGCAGGCCAUUUUUAACGUGGACGAUUCUGUGGUUGAUCUGGAAACCCUGGCAGCCUUAUAUGAAAAUAGAGCCCAAGAGGAUGAACUCGUUAAAAUAAGAAAGUAUUAUGAGACAUCCAAGGAGGAAGAAUUGAAGCUGCUGGAUAAGCCUGAACAAUUUUUACAUGAGUUAGCCCAGAUCCCUAAUUUUGCUGAACGUGCCCAGUGCAUAAUCUUCAGAUCUGUCUUUUCUGAGGGUAUCACUGCCUUGCACCGAAAGGUAGAGAUCAUCACACGAGCUUCUAAGGGCUUGCUGCACAUGAAGAGUGUAAAAGAUAUUUUAGCUCUCAUUCUGGCUUUUGGAAAUUAUAUGAAUGGAGGAAACAGGACUCGGGGACAAGCAGAUGGAUAUAGCUUAGAAAUUCUGCCCAAACUCAAGGACGUCAAAAGUCGGGAUAAUGGGAUUAAUCUGGUCGACUACGUGGUGAAAUAUUACCUGCGUUACUAUGAUCAGGAAGCAGGAACAGAAAAGAGCGUUUUCCCCCUGCCUGAACCACAGGAUUUCUUCUUGGCUUCUCAAGUCAAAUUCGAAGACCUUAUAAAAGAUUUGAGAAAACUGAAGAGGCAACUAGAAGCAAGUGAGAAACAGAUGGCAGUUGUGUGUAAGGAGUCGCCAGAGGAGUAUCUGCAACCGUUCAAGGACAGGCUCGAAGAGUUCUUCCAGAAAGCCAAAAAGGAACAUAAAAUGGAAGAAAGUCACUUGGAGAAUGCACAGAAAAGUUUUGAAACAACGGUAGGCUACUUUGGGAUGAAGCCAAAGUCUGGAGAGAAGGAGAUCACACCCAACUAUGUGUUUAUGGUGUGGUACGAGUUCUGCAGUGACUUCAAGACAAUCUGGAAACGGGAGAGUAAAAACAUAUCUAAAGAAAGAUUGAAAAUGGCUCAGGAAUCAGUCAGCAAGUUAACAGCAGAGAAGAAAGUGGAGACAAAGAAAAUCAAUCCCACGGCUAGUCUGAAGGAAAGACUGCGUCAGAAGGAAGCCAGUGUGAGCACCAACUAACACAGAGAUGUGGGAAAGCAAUGAUGGUGAGGCAUAGUACCCGCAUGAUCCUCUGUAACACCAAUACUACAAGAAGUCUUCAAAAGAUACGUCACUCAAUGUUUAUUUUGCUCAUCUCUUUCUGAGCACCCUGUGCCUUCUUAAAGAAGCCCCUUGUUAAGCCAUAGGAACAACGAAAUGCUGCUGAAGAAAUAUUUGAGAACUUCCAGAAGUCCAAAGUUUGCUCUGCUACAAGACCAGAGAAUUACCAAGAUUUUUGAGUUUUUCUUCUUCUUUUUUUUUUUUAAAUCAGAGACCUCAAGCUUUCUAACCCAGGCAUGAUAUAUGUAAACUUGUGACAGAAGAAGAGAUGAAUUUUUUGUGACAGCUGCCUUGAGCAAGUUCAAGCCUUGAUCUUUACAAUAAUCAAGCCUGCUGGUUUGAUUAUUGAUCUUAAUUUUGAUUCUAUUGCAGCAAGAUCCUGAAGCACCCUUCUUGCCAAAAAUGUUGAGACUUACCAGAAUUAUUUUAAGAGGCCCAAGACUGUAUGCCCCACACUCAAGAAAUGGUUAUUUUUUCAUUGUUUUUCAUGUGCUAGAAAGAACAGAAAAUGGAUUUGUACAUGGAUGGAGAAGGGGGUUAAAUAGUCAUAAACUUCUUUCUGGAGAAUAAAUUAUAAUACAGGUCGUUGGCAUCAGCCAUUUAGCAAGACCCAUUCUUCCGUUUUCAUAUCAGUUCAUUGAGGUUUCCCAGGCCACUAGGAAUUCUCUACCCUUUCUUAAAAAAAAAGAAAAAAAAAACAACUAUGAUAACUGAGCAGCAACUUGGGGUCAAAGCAUCUGCUUUGAUGAGUGACCCAGUAUCAGUCAGAGUACAUUUCACACCUCAGAUCAUCUAUGAGUGGACCCACCAUGUUGACCUGCCACUAAACUGUGUACACCAUGUUCCGGGACUGGAUAUGGCUGGACCUCUCCCACGCACCCCAGGAGGCAGUGUCUACACAAGAGAGAAAAUGCUGCUUGCAGCUAGUUAUCAUGACCUGGACUGACAGACAUGUGACCUAUGGUUGAAGCAGGAGGGGUUAAUGUCCCAAAAAGAGAGAGUAGAAAAAAAAGUUCUUUACAUCAAAAUGGGAAGAGGGUGAUUACAUUGAUAAUGAAUUUUGAGUUCAGUAGGCAGUUUUUUCUGACCCUGGAAGCCUGUGUGAUUACUGCCUCUAGAGUCACAGGAAAACCACCUUGGACCUCUCUCCUGACAUUUUUUCCUUAAACCACUCUCCUAUGCUGUGAGAGGAGAAGAGAGGAGACUUGGGGUGAACUGAAGUAAGGAUCAAAGCCUAUCAGGUUUCAGUCUUGAAAGGAGAGAGGUCCAAGCUUUCUCCUCCCAACUGAUGGAAGACCAUCUAGAGAAGAGCAGAAACCUUAAAACCCUUCCCCAUCUGCUGGUCAUGUGUGAGCUGCCCCUUGCCCCAGCAUCUUGCCAGAAUCGCUCAACUGGCCAAGUACCUGAGUGUCUCCCCAGGACCUGCCUGCUGGUUAUCAGCCCCCACGGGGACCCCAUAAUAGAUACAACCAAUUAAAGCAGCACCAUAUCCUAAUACAAUGCCCAGGAAUGCAGUCAGGAUCAAAUCUAGUGACAAAGCCAUAUUCCCGCAGGUGCUAGCCACUCUUUCUAAUAAUUAAAAAAAGGGGGGGAUAUAAUAACAUGGUUUGUUUUUUUUUUCCAAAAAAAAUAAAAGAAUGAGACAAGCAAAACAGAAGAGCUGGUAAGAACUUACAUGACUAAUAGUAGUUGCUUGUGAGCAAGCCUUUCAUACUGCUUUCUUCGAUUGUUUUUCUCUUCAUUUUCACUUAAUGGUGAGGACCUAAGAAAUUCCUCAAUUUGAAACAAAUCUUGCUUACAGCUACCCUAUGCUCUGUGACAGUCCUUCUGGUAUUAUCAGACAAAAGAAAAAGGACCUGUUUUACCCAUGCUCAAGUUGGAUUUCAUUCUAGUGGACAGACCAGAAAUUGGCAGUAAAAUAAAACCUUUUCUAAAGA
This is a messenger RNA of Odocoileus virginianus texanus, 6724 nucleotides long. Lineage: Eukaryota; Metazoa; Chordata; Mammalia; Artiodactyla; Cervidae. The record is from RefSeq and is a predicted model, not a curated record.